This is a messenger RNA of Cyprinus carpio (common carp), 2289 nucleotides long. Its product is annotated as cytochrome P450 4V2-like. NCBI's taxonomy places the organism in Eukaryota, Metazoa, Chordata, Actinopteri, Cypriniformes, Cyprinidae. The record is from RefSeq and is a predicted model, not a curated record. Gene Ontology annotation, molecular function: monooxygenase activity; heme binding; oxidoreductase activity, acting on paired donors, with incorporation or reduction of molecular oxygen.
CUUUAGAGGGAUGUACCACACAUUUUCAAGUCCUCAUUUAAAAGGCGAGGAGCUCCUAAAACCACUACAAUAUAGAUCUAACUAAACGUAAUCAAAAUGCUAGUCGUUGAACUAUUAAACGGAUCGGAGGUUUUUGUCUCACUUCUUCUUUUUCUGACUUUCAUAACAUAUCAGCUACUUAAAGAUUACGUGCACAAAUGGAGAGAACUGAAACCUGUCCCUGGGAUUAGUCCAACUUACCCCUUCUUAGGAAACACGCUCAACUUUAAGUCUAACAGAAGAGAUUUCUUUUGUCAGGUGGUUGGCUACACAAAAGAAUUCUGGAAUUCUCCUCUGUUUAAAUUAUGGAUUGGACCUGUGCCAUUUCUCAUCUUAUACCAUGCUGAGACUAUUGAGACAGUGCUGAGUAACCCUGUUCACAUGGACAAGGCCUACGCAUACAAAUUUCUGCACCCCUGGCUGGGAACAGGACUACUCACAAGUACUGGGGAUAAGUGGAGACACAGACGUAAGAUGUUGACCCCGACAUUUCAUUUCUCUAUACUAACUGAGUUCCUGGAGGUGAUGAAUGAACAGGCGGAGGUGCUCAUAGAGAAACUUGAGAAACAAGCUGGAAAAGGACCUUUGAACUGCUUUAACCACAUCACUCUCUGUGCCCUUGACAUCAUCUGUGAGACUGCCAUGGGAAAGAAGAUCUAUGCACAGAGCAACCAUGACUCUGAGUAUGUGCGCAGUGUGUACAGGAUGAGUGACAUCAUCACCAGGCGCCAGAGGAUGCCAUGGUACUGGCCUGAUUUUGUGUAUAAUUAUUUUGGUGAAGGCAGAGAACACAACCGUAGUCUAAAGAUCCUUCACUCCUUCACAGAGAGUGUGAUUAAUGAGAGGGCAGAGUACAUCACCUACGUUGAGUCUGACAGCGAAUCAGAUCAGGGAAUGAGGAAAAGGCGGGCUUUCUUGGACAUGCUGUUGAAAACAGCAGAUGAGGAUGGGAAAAAGUUAACUCACAAAGAUAUCCAGGAGGAAGUAGACACCUUUAUGUUUGAGGGUCAUGAUACGACAGCGGCUGCUAUGAACUGGGCCAUACACUUGUUAGGAUCCCAUCCUGAAGUCCAAAAAAAGGCACAACAAGAACUAUUUGAGGUUUUUGGCGAGUCAGAGAGGCCUAUUAACACAGAGGAUCUGAAGAAACUGCGUUAUCUGGAGUGUGUGAUAAAGGAGUCUCUGCGGCUCUUCCCUUCUGUUCCGUUUUUCGCCCGAACCAUCUGUGAGGAUACACAGAUCAGUGGCUAUAAAAUCCCUAAAGGAGCAAAUGUCAUCGUCAUAACUUAUGCCCUUCACCGUGACCCACGCUUCUUCCCCGACCCUGAAGAGUUUCGUCCUGAACGUUUCCUGCCAGAGAAUUGUGUCGGUCGCCAUCCUUAUGCCUUCAUCCCAUUCUCUGCCGGCCUUCGCAACUGCAUCGGUCAGCGUUUUGCUAUAAUGGAGGAGAAGGUUGUUCUGGCUUUUAUUCUGCGCUACUUUAACAUAGUAGCAUGUCAGAAAAGGGAGGAACUCCGGCCUCUGGGCGAACUGGUACUGCGACCAGAGCAAGGCAUCUGGAUCACGUUGGAGCGCAGAAAGCACUAAUAUACAGUACACAUAGCCAACACAGUGUCAAGAGAAUUUGUACAAGAUGGCAGUAUUGUGUAGUGUAUGACUCAAACCUAAACGUAACCAUUAAGCCUGAUUCCUCAACUCAACCAUGUUUGAUCUACACUUUUGUAUGAAAUCCACCUUAUUUUGGAAUGUGGAAGCAAGCUGUUUUCUUUGAAUAUGCUUUAACUUCUGAUUCAUUAGAUGCUACAGGCUAUAGGUAAAUAACUGGAAGAAUAACAAAAUGUAGUAAAUGGUACAAAAAAAGUGUUUAUUAUUGUGAUAAUAAUGAUAUUAUUAAUAACAUGAUAACAUAUACCAAUUUGUUGGUCACAUUGAUUUUCAAAAGUGCAGCUAUUCUAUAACUGAAAAUACUACAAAAUGACUAAGGGCUUUAGAAAAUAUACUAUAAAAAUUAAUUUAAGAAAUUAUUCAAAAAUGACCAUGAGUAAACCUUUUUAAUAAUCUACACUUAAAUUAACUCUGGUUUGUGUGGCAUUAAAUGUUUACAGAUAAUUUUUUGAGUAUCAGUCAGAUUUGUUUUUUUUUCUUUCUACAUUGUGAUUUUACACAAGUAAAUCUAAAGAGAUAGUAAUAUUGUAGAAACAUGAUUUUUUACUAAUUGUUUAAAAUGCAGUUAAAUACUAUUAAAGCAUC